Mytilus californianus (California mussel) is the source of this 3436-nucleotide messenger RNA. RefSeq names its product drebrin-like protein B. The record is from RefSeq and is a predicted model, not a curated record. Gene Ontology annotation, biological process: postsynaptic actin cytoskeleton organization; regulation of actin filament polymerization; neuron projection morphogenesis. Gene Ontology annotation, molecular function: actin filament binding. The transcript is spliced from 13 exons. The coding region runs from base 49 to 1689 and encodes 546 amino acids. Gene Ontology annotation, cellular component: site of polarized growth; actin filament; postsynaptic membrane. Lineage: Eukaryota; Metazoa; Mollusca; Bivalvia; Mytilida; Mytilidae.
GUUAGCACAGAAUUGGUGACGUAUUACACAAGCACCUGCAAAGGGAGGAUGGCGAUAGAUUUGCGGAAAAAUAAAGAAGCCCUUUUACAGGCUUAUAACGAAGUAGUCAGUGAUAAAAAUAAUGUAGAUUGGGCAGUUUUUGGAUAUGAAGUUCAGACACCAGUCCUCAAAGUUGUGGAAACUGGAGAAGGUGGACUUGAAGAGAUGUCUGAUAGUCUGAAUGGUUCCAAGAUCAUGUAUGCUUACUGCAAAAUACUGGAUCCUAAUACAAAUCUACCAAAAUAUGUACUCAUUAACUGGCAAGGUGAAGCAGCACCAGAAUCAAUGAAGUUUAAAUGUGCAAAUCAUUUACCAGAUAUUCAGAAAUUCUUCAGGGGUAUACAUGUAGUUAUUAAUGCCAGAACAGAAGAAGACAUAGAUCCAGAUGAUGUUACAAAGAAAGUAGCAAAAUCUUCAGGAUCAAACUACAGUUUCCAUAAGGAAAAACCAAAACCUGUUGAUAGUCCAACACCUGUGGGAUCAGUUUAUCAGAGAACAGUUGCAGCUAGAGAUAUAAACACAAAACAGAGAGAUCAGUUCUGGGCAGAAAAAGAGAAAGAAGAACAAAGAAGAGUAGAAGAAGAUAAGAAGAGAGCAGGGUUAGAAAAAAAGAGACUGGACCAAGAGAGGAGGGAUCGUGAGAAAAAGGAGGCAGAAGACAGAGAUAAACAGGUGAAAGAGAGAAUGAAAGUGGUUCAUGAACAAAAAGUUAGAGAACGAAGAGCUAGUCAGAUAGAUAAUGAAGAAGAAAAGAAAAGAUGGGAAGUUGAACAGAGCAGACAGGUGAUGGAUGAGGAAGAAAGGGCUCAUAGGAGUGAAAUAAUGAGAAAGGAAAGAGCUGCUGAGGCCACUAAAUUAACUUCCUCAUCAGCCUCCAAUGCCAGACAGUUAUUUAAGAGAAGAGAAUCACAAACAGAAGAAGAUUCAAGACGUGCACCACCACCUCCAAGGAAGCUGAGAGGAGAAUUCCUGUCUCAAGGAGAAGACAAUGAACAACCAAGCAGAAAACAACCAAUACAGUUACCAAGAGAAGAAGAACGAAGUCCACCGCCUGGUCGGCAGCCAUCACCUCCAAGGCGACAGCCAUCACCACCAAGGCGGCAGCCAUCACCACCAAGACGGGAACCAUCACCUCCGCCAAGAGAACCAUCACCUCCACCAAGAGAGCCUUCACCUCCUCCCAGGGAGCCAUCACCACCACCCCGUGGUCCUUCACCACCCAGACAAACAUCCCCACCCCCAUCAACAGAGAGUACACCCAAAUCCAGAAAUUUGUUAGCAGAAGGAAUGCCUCAGAGACAAGAUUCCGAUGGAGAACAAGAUGUGGAUGUAUGGGAAGAUGAGCCAGAAACAACAAUCCCAGCUGUUCAACAUGAAGAAACUGUUCAGUAUGAUGAACAAAAUUAUCAACAAGAAGAACAACCUACAGAAGACCAACAAUACACAGGGGCACCAGUAGUAACACCAGGUGGCACUGUGACAGUUACAGCAUUGUAUGACUAUCAAGCAACUGAUGACACUGAAAUAAGCUUUGACCCUGGUGAUAUUAUAACUAAUGUAGAAAUGAUUGAUGAAGGAUGGUGGACAGGUACUGGACCUAAUGGACAUACUGGAAUGUUUCCUGCUAAUUAUGUGGAAGUCAUGGAAUAAUUUAAAUGUGAAACAAAGAUUUCUUAAAUAAUUGGAAUACAUUACUUAUUACAGUAUUUAUUGGAAAUGUUUUUUUUUUUUUUAAAUGGGAUUUCAUAUAAUAAUUUAAUACCAGGAUUUUUUUAUAAUCAAGUUUUAUUGAAAUCUGACAUUGCAGUAAAAUUCUUUUUAUUUGUGAGAUUCAAAGUUGUGGAUUUCAUAGGAAAAAAAACCCAUUUCCAAAUUUGAGUAAUAAAUUGGAUAUUUUACUUGUAUGAGCAUUUUUCACAAACAUCUGAAAACAACUAAAUGAUGUAAAAUUGGGAUCUAACCAUGAUAACACAAGAAGUACUUAGAAUUUUAUCUAGAGCUAUCUAGUUGUGAUAAUUGUCACAAAGUUAAUGUUAGUUGUAUAUUUGAGAUCCUCCAUGUACUUUUAUAUUUUGUUUUGUAACCAGAUCAACAGGAUUGAUCACUUUACAGACAUUUGCUCAUUUUAUAGCUAUAUUAAGCUUUGCUUCAUUUUAUACACUGACUGAAUGUUUACAUGUCAAAAGGAUUUCUGACGACAAUGAUUAUGAAAAUUAUAAUUAACAAUUAGAAAAAUAUCAAUAUAUCUUUAUGGCCUUUUCUUACAUAUCAGACAUUUUAGAACAGUAACAAUUUACAAGAUUUUUGUUUACUCUAGUUUUUUAAUUUUUGUUUCUCAUAAGGGCGUAUAAGACAAUUAAACUCUGUGGAUUAAACAUUUGAAUAUCAGUAAAUUUGAAAACCUUCUUCAUUAUUGACUAAUUUUAUUUUCAUAAUUUACUAAAGUAUUGACUGAUAUUUUUGUUCUGGCAAGCUUUUUAUGUUACUUGAUAAAAAUGUAUGUUUUCAUAUUCCUUAUGAUUCUUUCAGUUUUUCUGAAAUUAGAUAUGCCUAAUAGAAAUAUUCAUUGAAAUCCACAUUGACAUAUUUCAGGGUUGACCCAUUUUUUUUUCUACUUUUAGAUAAUUUUAAUCAUAUUUGAUUUUGUCAUUCAAAGGAAACAUGAUGUAAAUUUUGAAAUUAGUUAAAAUAAAUGAAAUUCAUGGUUGCUCUAUUGCAAUCUUGAUCAGUAGAUUUUUUUAUGAUUAAGUUAUUUGUUAAGCACAUCUGGCAUUGUCAUUAUAUACAAACUACCAUAAAAGAAAUAUUUUUAUUUUAUGGUUUCAUGAUUUGCUUGUAAACGUAUGUUUUCAUUACUUUGCAUUUGAUAUUUAUUCACCUAAGUGUUUAGAUUGUUUUCAAAAUAGUUACAGAAUUGAUGUGGGUAAACUGUUUAAAUGAUAUUAUUUUUAAUUUGGAAACAUGAAUUUUAGGUUUUUGCAAGGAAAAAUCAACAUGUCUAAGGUAUAUCAGUACUAUUCGCAGCAUUUUUUAAAAAAUGGUUGCUGUAUUUAAAUUAAUGACUGCAUACUACUAGUGCAAAAGAAAUCUAUACUUUGCAUAUUAAGAUAGAACAUAAUAUAAAAGCCUUUUGCAAAUAGAAGUUGUCUUUAGUACUUGUCAUAUUUGCUGACACCUUUUUAUGGUAUAUACAUUAUUUGUAUUAGUUUUAUAAUCAGUUUGUAUUACUGAAAGCUUGAAGAGUAGAUGUUGAAAUACAUGUAUGUUCUAUGCAAAUAAAUUAUUGGUGCAUUUUUAAAGAAUUUCAUAGACAUUAAAUUUGUUGAGAAUACAUGGUAUGUAAAUGAUGUAUGAUGAAACCACUACAAUGAUUUUGUAAAUAAACAAUUGUAAAGUC